Molecule: messenger RNA, 1452 nt
Organism: Alternaria alternata
Lineage: Eukaryota; Fungi; Ascomycota; Dothideomycetes; Pleosporales; Pleosporaceae
Product: alpha/beta-hydrolase
Exons: 3
Coding region: 372-1277 (301 amino acids)
Molecular function (GO): catalytic activity
Source: RefSeq, a predicted model, not a curated record
GCCAUUCGAAGUGUCUUUUGCGAAUUCAGCCAUGAGUGUGUAAGAUUUUCGCCAUUCACAUUGCGUGAGGUAGUUCUGAUUUUUGGUGACGUUGGCUUUGCGGUUCCGCGCCGAACAAGCGAUUGUAUCUUAUGACGUUCUCGUCUUCUUUGCACGCCUACCAUACCACGACGACACUGAGGUUCCCGGUUAUAAGCGCCUCACCCUUAAAGCCUGACCUAGGCCCACUCUUCCCCGCAAAUACGAUCGACAUCUGACGUCGUUGCAGAAAGACAACACAUAAACCUCGGGUGUCUAACGUGUCCAACGUGUCCAAGUUCUUUUACCAGCCUUCCCAUCUCUAAGAGCAGCAAAUUGAGCCUUCAGAAAUCAUGCCAAAUACCCAGACAGUCGACGUCCCCCAUCUUGGUGGCAUAAAAGCCGCUUACCAAACAUCCGGUCCCGUGGAUUCGUCCAAGCCUACUCUGAUUCUGAUAAACUCCUUCACCACAUCGUCGGAGCUAUACCGCGAUGCGUACAAGAAUGAAGCACUCACUUCUGUGAUGAAUUUGGUCUCUAUCGAGCUAUUAGGUCAUGGACAAACACGCGCCAAGAGUGAGAAUUGGACGUACUGGGAUACUGCGAUUAUGAAUCUACAGGUCAUGGAGAAGUUGGGAAUUAAGAAAGCUUUUGUACUUGGUACGAGCCAGGGAGGAUGGGUGACCGUGAGGAUGGCGCUUUUGGCGCCUGAGAAGAUCCUCGGCAUUGUCCCCCUAGGAACAUCCCUAGACUAUGAGUCACCCCGCUCUCGCGACCUAGGCUGCUGGCACUCCGUCGAGCCCCUCGCCGAGCGCAUCACUGGCGAGUUCGGCACCACAUCCAACAAGCCCACACCCGACUUCACUCCUAGUACCGAUUUCUGCAACUUCCUCAUCGAUGUGGGCUUUGGAAAAGAGGAAUGCCCAGAAGAUGUUCGAAAGUUUUGGAAUGAUGAGAUUAAGAAGAACUACCAGGGGGAUGAAGGUCGGCGGAGGAUUAGGAUGUGUGCGAUUAAUCUGAGAGAUCGGGACGGUUUGCAUUUGAGGUUGAGUGAUGUGGUUUGUCCGGUGUUGUGGUUGCAUGGAACUAGCGAUGCUGUUUACUCGGUCGCAAAUGCCAAAGAAGAGAUUAAACUCUUUACCAACUCGCCUGAUGCCAAGUUGGAGGUUAUUGAGGGUGGACAGCACUUCUUGAGUGCGUCGAAUCCGAAGGAAGUCAAUGAGCAUGUUAUUGCGUUCGUGAAGAAGUAUGGCAAGUAAAGAUAGUUGUGGAAGCUAGUUGAUGGUCUCUACUAUUCUAAAUUGGGGCGCAAUUCAACCACAUGGCAUCAGUUUUCCUAGAUGUACUCUCGAUUGUCAUGUUGAAAUGCCAACGGAACCACGGUAUUCUUUGUGGUAAUGUGAUACCGUUUAAAGGAAUCUACGAAGCCUACUC